CUGGCGGGCGAUAUCGCGGUCAGUUUCGAAUUCUUCCCGCCGAAGACCGCGAAGAUGGAGGAGACGCUCUGGGACAGCGUGAAGACGCUGGAGCCGCUCGGCCCGCGCUUCGUCUCCGUCACCUAUGGCGCCGGCGGCUCGACCCGGGAGCGCACCCACGCCACCGUCGCCCGUAUCCAGCGCGAGACCAGCCUGCAGGCCGCGGCCCAUCUCACCUGCGUCGAGGCGAGCAAAGGCGAGAUUGACGACAUUGCCCGCGCUUAUUGGGAUGCCGGCAUUCGCCAUAUCGUCGCCCUGCGCGGCGAUCCGCCCGAGCAGGGCAAGGCCUUCGCCCCGCAUCCGGACGGCUAUGCCAAUGCCGCGGCCCUGGUCGAAGGGCUGAAGAAAGUCGCGCCGUUCGAACUGUCGGUCGCCUGCUAUCCCGAAUGCCAUCCGGACGCGGAUUGCCAGCAGUCCGAUCUCGACAAUCUCAAGCGCAAGAUCGACGCGGGCGCUGAUCGGGCGAUCAGCCAGUUCUUCUUUUCAGCCGACUGCUUCUUCCGCUUCCGCGACGCGGCUGCCGCCGCCGGGAUCGACGCGGAGAUCACGCCG
Messenger RNA from Lymnaea stagnalis (great pond snail), 591 nucleotides. NCBI's taxonomy places the organism in Eukaryota, Metazoa, Mollusca, Gastropoda, Lymnaeidae. The record is from the annotation of a GenBank genome assembly.